CAGGACAACGGAGGGAAGCGUCUGUCAAUCAGGAAUCAGAGCAGCAGCUGAUCCGCAGAAUCGAGUCUCCUGGUUUGUUUCCUCAGACAUGGCGGACAAACACCAUGACAGAGCAGAGGCGGAUGCAGAGGACACUGAUGAGCUUCUCUACACUGAUCUGGAUGUCAGCAGCAGGGUGUUGGACCUGGAGCCUCGGCCUCUCAGACUGGAUCACUGUGACCUCCUGAUGGAUGCCAUCGAUGCUCAGCUCGGUCAACUGCAGGUCCAGCCCCACAAACAUCAGGACAUUUUCAGGAACCAUGACUGCCGCGAUACCGCUCCUCUUCAGUGGAGUCGAUCUCUGAGCAAAGACACAGGCCUUGGAAGUACAACUCAGACACAUGACACACCCAUGUCUUGUCUUGAUUUAUUACACACUCCGACAAUGAAGCAAACAUUAGAGAGGAACACAGGCUGCCGGGGAAGUCCUGACACUCAUGAGGACACUCAGAAGAGGUUGGACAGAAGAACAAGAGACAAAGAGGAAAUGGAGUCUCGGAGAGAGGAGGUCAUCUGGAGACUCGGGAGGCUGCUUGGGGACACUUGUGAGGAGGAUACAAUGACAGGGGAAGCACACCCUCUUUCAGACAGUGUCUGCACUGAGGACUUUGUCAUGCGCUUCGGUGAAGAAAUGGUUGAAGUGGCAUUGCCAGAGAGUUAUUUUCAAAAUCAAGACAUAGGAGAAGAGGCUGGGAGGACAGAGACAUCUGACAGUGAACAAAAAGGACAAAGUGUUCUUCAUGUUAAAAGACGAGGUUCUGCAACACAGGGGAAAAGCAGUAAAGAAGCAGUGACUGCUCACUAUUCCCUGUUAAACAACCCAGUUCAACGAAAGGAAGUGGAGAAGUGUUUUUCAAAUAACUUUGGAGUGAACACAUCACAUAGUGAGAAGGCUCCACAGAGGCUUGGUCACAAUAGCAGCUUGUCUCACAGAACAGAGGUUGUAACAGAACGUGAAAACAAACAGCACAACAGGGGCUGUUCUCCUGAGGCCAGGUGCCUGGCAGGAGUACCUGUGAGGAGUUCUGAUUCUGUGUCCAUUGCAAGUGACCUGGACUCAGUCAGCACAGAGCGAGUCAGACAGCACAUCCACACACGGCCGGGUGAGAGACUGCAGAACCUGUGA
This is a messenger RNA of Hippoglossus stenolepis (Pacific halibut), 1165 nucleotides long. RefSeq lists its product as uncharacterized. The record is from RefSeq and is a predicted model, not a curated record. The transcript is spliced from 8 exons. NCBI's taxonomy places the organism in Eukaryota, Metazoa, Chordata, Actinopteri, Pleuronectiformes, Pleuronectidae. Bases 89 to 1165 code for a protein of 358 amino acids.